UUUUUUUUUUUUUCUGGGUUGGUAGUUAUUACUCUAGCAGUCCUCUCUAACUACUGAGGCACAGGAUUUCAUGUCAGCAGCAAGAAUCAAAAAUUGCCCAAACUCUCAUCUGUUAGAAACAGUUACUUUGUAGGAUUUUAUUCUUUAAGGGAGAAGAUUUUCAAUUUGUUUUAGAAUGAAACAACAAUUAAGUGGUGUUUUUAGCCAAAUGAAUUGGCAUCUUUAUAGGUAGGAGAAGUAAAAUUAGUAAAUAUUUAUUUCAAAAAUCAUGACAAGGAAAAACUAGGAAGUUUAUUAGAGAAGUAAAUAUUUUACAUGCAAGGACAGUAUCUGCUUCUAUCUAGGUGACGCUAAGUGUCCUGUGAGGACCACUUUAGGUGACUGGCCAAGGGAAGGAUAUGCCCCAGUGAUACUCAAGCCACGAGCCGUACUACUAGCACCAUGUCUACUACACAAAGAAAAGGCAGCAGCCAUCUGUUCAGCAGUCUGCGAGGGUGUAAACUGAAGCUUCAGGAGGACUGGCGACAGCAAGAAAAAACUGCUAUUGCUCAGCCAGUAUUUGUUUUUGAAAAGAGAGAACAAGCUUUUAAGAGACCUGCAGAAGACACCCUGUAUGAAGCAGCAGAACACGAACGUAAUGGUUUUUCAAGAAAGCGUGUACGAUCUUCAUCUUUUACUAUCCCUAGUUCAGAUUCUCAGUCCCAAGGAGCAUCAACCUUGUCCCAGAAGAGAAUGAGAUCAGCAUUCUUCACUGACCACCCCACUUUCCCCCCUUCUGGGCCAGUGAAUAAAAACAAUGUUUUCAUGUCACCAACUCUCGUGCAAAAGAACAUUGAUAUGAACUAUACAGAACAUGGUCCUGUGAAACAUACUGAACAUGUUCUAAGACCUGCUAUUUUGCAGCCACCUCAAGUUCAAAGGUGUGAAAAAGUAAGAAACUUUGGGCACAAUGCAUUGGAAUCUCGCAAGAUUAAAUAAAAAGCAAACAAUAAGGAAAGAGAACCCGCUAUGACAGAACGUCAACUAAAUGAAGAUAAGUGCUCUUUUAAAAGCUGCAGUUCUGAUUUCAUUUUUGGAGAAAACAUGGUAGAAAGAGUUUUGGGUACUCCAAAACUCAGUCAGCCUAAAGUUGAAAAUGAUUCAUAUACCAAGGAAGAACCAUUCAAAUCCACUCUGAAAUUGACUAUGAGCUCUCCAAAUACAAGAACAGACUCCACUAAAAAUACAUCCCUAAUUGAAUCAGCUGCUGCUUUCUCGUCCAAACCAACACCAAAAUGCUUGCUGGAGAAAAUUGAUAUUAUAACAGGGGAGGAAGCAGAACAUAAUGUGUUAAAGAUCACCUGCAAGCUUUUUAUAUUCAACAACACAACACAAUCCUGGACAGAAAGGGGCAGAGGAACUUUGAGACUGAACGACACAGCACGCAGUGACUGUGGAACAUUACAGUCAAGACUAAUUAUGCGCAAUCAAGGCAGCCUGAGGCUGAUUCUCAAUAGCAAACUCUGGGCUCAAAUGGAGAUACAAAGAGCAAACCAUAAAAAUCUACAAAUAACAGCUACUGAUUUAGAAGACUAUAGCAUCAAAAUAUUUUUAAUUCAGGCCAGUGCCAAAGACAUAGGAUAUCUGUAUGCAGCAAUACAUCACCGUCUUAUUGCACUUCGAAGCGUCGUUAAGCAGAACGAUGUAAAUCAAGCUGAAAACCAGUCAGAAACAGUCCUCCAACAAUUAAACUUCGAUAGCUGUGAUGAGGAUGAGGAUGAUUUUAUCCAAGUCCCUAAAAAUGGAUCAGAUCCCUCUAGGUUGACCCACAGACAAUCAGUUGCCUGCUCAUAAGCGCUACCUACUAUAAACAUGACAACAUCUACAAAAAGAUUGGUCACCUUGGUGAAAAUACUAGACUAUCCUAAUUAAAUGACAAAAUCCUAUUCCUUCUUUGCUUUUAUGGAAAUUUUAAGAAACAUAAUUAAUUGCAAUUGACUUUUUCUUUUAUGUAGUCUAAUAAUUAUGAGGUUUUACAUUUUGAUUAUUUUGGAGAAAUGACAGAUUUAAGAAAU
Molecule: messenger RNA, 2054 nt
Organism: Trichechus manatus latirostris (Florida manatee)
Lineage: Eukaryota; Metazoa; Chordata; Mammalia; Sirenia; Trichechidae
Gene: RANBP3L
Product: RAN binding protein 3 like
Biological process (GO): protein export from nucleus
Cellular component (GO): nuclear pore; cytoplasm
Molecular function (GO): GTPase activator activity
Source: RefSeq, a predicted model, not a curated record